ACACGAUAACCCUUUCUCUCCCAAUAAUUUUCACCGAAGUGAACAAAGAAAAAACCUCUCUUCUUUACCCACUCUUCCCAAAACCUCACUCUCUCUUUCCAAUGGCUUCCAUCCCCACACUUUCUCCAUCCUUACCCAAACUCUUCCCUCACUCCACACCUCAUUCCAACUCCAACCACUGCACUCUUCCUCCAACCUCUCUCUUCGGCACCAGGAUCACCCUCCAACGCGCCACCUCAUCAUCAUGUUCCCUCCCCAAUACCAAUUGCCGUGCCACGUCAGCAACGGUGUCGUUUAGCCUCCCCUCCCCGAAACCCCUUUCUGACGCGCCAGAGAAAACCCCAAAGUGGUCGGCGAGGGCUAUAAAAUCGUAUGCAAUGGCAGAAUUGGAGGCGAGGAAGAUCAAGUUUCCCAACACGGGAACCGAGGCUAUUCUGAUGGGGAUUUUGGUUGAAGGAACAAGUAGAGCUGCUAAAUUCUUAAGAGCUAAUGGAAUUACACUUUUCAAAGUACGUGAAGAAACUUUAAAUCUACUUGGCAAAUCUGACUUGUAUUAUUUCAGCCCUGAACAUCCUCCUCUGACUGAACCAGCCCAGUUAGCCCUUGAAUGGGCUAUUCAGGAGAAACUGAAAUCAGGUGAAGGAGGAGAAAUAAACGUGACACAUAUGCUUCUAGGAAUUUGGUCACAAAAAGAAUCAGCAGGUCAAAUAAUUUUGGCUUCUCUGGGUUUCGAUGAUGAAAAAGCCAAAGAACUUUCCAAAACAAUUGAUGGAGAUGUUGAUUUGAGUUUCAAAAGGCAAACAUAAAAAAUUUCUUGUUCUAAUGGUUGUUUCCAAACACUGUGUUGUACUCCAUUUUGGAGAUGAUGCAUUUCUUAUUCUUUUUUAAUUCAUACAAGUUUUGUUGAGGUCAAUUUUUAAGCAGUGUGUGAUGGUGGAAAGGCAAUCACACACUGUAUCAUCUCUGCCUCGUAACUUUUCACCCUUUUUGACUUCACAUUGUAUCUCUGUACAAUUUUCCUAACAGCGUUCGUUAUGAAAUUAAACUUGUAAUGAACCCUCGAAGUAUCUUA
Messenger RNA from Vigna unguiculata (cowpea), 1072 nucleotides. RefSeq names its product ATP-dependent Clp protease ATP-binding subunit CLPT1, chloroplastic. The record is from RefSeq and is a predicted model, not a curated record. Lineage: Eukaryota; Viridiplantae; Streptophyta; Magnoliopsida; Fabales; Fabaceae.